AUGGGAGCACCCAUGAAUGUAUUGGAACCCCUGGAGUCCCUCGCCGACUUUGGGGCUGCUGGCAAUGAACAUCAGGAUCAGUUACAGCAGCUCUCAGAGAGCUCUUAUAGCAGAUCGGAGUCCAGUUUCACAGGAAAUGAUUCGUUAGGCGAGGACUCGACUGGGGGGUUGGAUACCACCCCCAAGAUUGGUGCUAGAUUCUCUCGAGAGGCACUUCGGAUUCUUAGGAACUGGCUCUUAUCCAACCAUCGUCACCCUUAUCCCAAUAAUGAAGAAAAAGAAAAUCUUGCUCGUCAGACGGGCCUGAACAAAACGCAAAUCAGUACUUGGGUCGCCAACGCACGCCGCCGAGGAAAAGUACGAGCUCCUCGGUCUACCUCAUCAAGUCCGGGCCAACUCAACAACGCUAUCGACAUUCCUCAAAAGAAGACUACAAUGACGAGGGGCAUGAGUCCCAUGGAGCGAUGGAGACACUCUCCUCCGGAUCAGGAACCUGCUUCCAUCACUGCCAUCGCUUCUGCAGUCUCAUCUGCAGGGUUCCCAGAUGGAACUGGCGCUGCGUCAGCCAAUUACAAGGAUAUGGAUGAUAGGCUGCCGGGCUCUAUCGAUCGCCUCUCGUCCGCUGGCAGUUCAAAAACAUCGCAUUCAGGUAACGAAUCGCAGAGCUCGGCUAUUUCUCACAAAUCUCGCGAGUCUUUGGAGUCUCUCUACUCGUUGAAAAGCCGCGGAAGACGGCGCCGGCGCCGCCAGAUCCCCAAGGCCGUUGAUAUUUCCACCAUACUUCCGUCCGUCCAUAAAUACCAGUGUACAUUCUGCACCGAAACGUUUAAAACAAAGCAUGAUUGGCAAAGACACGAAAAAUCGCUGCAUUUAUCCCUUGAACAGUGGAAUCCUUCGCCGGAGCAUGCCGAACAGCACAAUGACUUUGUGUGCCAUGGAAGACCAGACGCAGAAAAGACCUUUUUCAGGAAAGAUCACUUGCGCCAGCAUCUAAGCAUCGUUCACGAUGCCAAGUUCCAAAAAUGGCCAAUGAGUGAUUGGAAAGUAGACACACCGGCUGUACGAUCCAGAUGUGGCUUUUGUGGCAUCAUAUUGUAUUCUUGGGACUCACGUGUUGGCCAUCUUGCUCAGCAUUUCAAAAUGGGGAAAUCCAUGGCAGAUUGGAAGGGUGACUGGGGAUUCCAGGGAGAGAUCCUGAAGAUUGUCGAAAAUGGAAUGCCACCUUAUCUCAUCCACCAUGAACGGAAUACUCUUGACCCGUUCGAAGCUUCCAAAGAUGAAGUAAGACACGGCAAAACAUUGGAAGAUCAUGUUAAACUGUGGUUGAUUGACUAUAUCAACAAGCGGACCGUGGCGGGCAUGGCGGCCACAGAUGACCAGCUACUCAUUGAAGCGCAGAGAGUUGUACAGAAAGUUGAUACGGAAGAUACUUCGCUUUCAGGGCCUGACAUCUCUUGGUUUCGCGAUCUUAUCAUGCUCCACAAGCCGUCUAAUCAUAUGACACAGGAGGAACUCUACCGUGCAUCUGGGAUUACGAGCUGGACAUCACAGAUAGAGAAGAUGAAGACAUCCAAGACUACACAUGCCGACAUGAGCACGGUUGGAGACGAAAAGGAAAAGCUUUUGUUGCGAUAUGUCAAGUCCAGACAGGCCGCAGGCCAAACACCCACGGAUGCUGAGCUGCAAUUUCAAGCAUGCAAAAUCCUAGAUGACGUUGAACCAAAGUCCAAUUUUAAAUGCAAAGAGGCCGUUCAAUGGUUCAAAUUCCUGAUCAAUUCUUCGUCCGACUGGCUUUCAGCCUUCAAACGCCGCGCGGGCCUCCUCUCAAAUGCCGACACAUUAUAUGGACAUAUGCAACCAGGUGUUCAAGACAUCAUAACCAACGGCGAGCAUCAUCUCUCAGUGCUGCAACAAGACUCAUUAGGUGGUAUCAGUGCAUCACAGAUUCCCGGCACAGUAAUACUGGGGGGUGAAAUGCAAUUCGAAUCGAAUGUCAUCAUACCUGGUGAUGGCAAUCAGACCAUCUUGGGUGAACUGAGCGACCUUGGUGCCUCCGAAGAGCAUAAUGAUCUCCUGGUUUCGCUUGAUGAUACCCUAAUAGCAGCUCACGAGUCAGGAGACUUGACCUCAACCCAUCGGGCCAAAGACACCAAAACUGCUGCCUCCCCAUCUCCCAAAGCAUUACACUGGGGCGUCCCAGAUGAAGCUAUUGGUUGCACAUCGCCUAUGGAUACGAACGAUUAUCUACCAGGCCUUACGGAAACGCCGCACUCUGCCAACUCGCACCCCUCACACCACCAACCAUUACGGUAUUUCUUGAGCGACGCCAACUGUUAUGGGAGGUUGGAAAAAGAACUCACCCGAUUUGUAACAAGCUGUCUAAGCUCAAAUAACCCACUGCAACACGUUCCUACCGACGAAGAAAUCCAGUAUCAAGCUCGCUGGAUAAUUUAUGACGAUGACGACCCAUGGAAUCAAACUGCUGCGGAUAAUGUCGAGUGGCUGGCUCGCUUCAAGCGUGAUGUCGGUAUUACUGCUGCGGACAACGCGAACGGUUUACCAUUGAACGGGCCUCCUCGACCAUGGAGAGUGACGGACGGUGGAACGGGAUUGACGCCGCCGUAUCUCAAACCAAAGCCUGGCAAAGUAAUAGAAGUUGCCGAUGAAGCGUCUGUACUUAUUGAUCACCGAUUCUACAACGUCAACAAAGACACGGCCGAGCGCUAUGUCCGCGCCCUCUGUGAGGGAGAAUACCAAUUUCCUCCUUCUGUUUUUUGCUCACGCGAACUCGAGGACGGCCUGAACGCCUAUAUUGAAGAUUGCAUGAAGAACCUUUAUGUUCCUUCGGACGAUGACUUACGCGCCAAAGCACGCGAAAUACUAGGCGUUGAGCGCACUGCGGCUGAUGAUCCGAAGCUGCUGGAGACUUUUAAAGCAAUGCAUGUGCUCUGGCACACAACAAACAACGACUUUAUCCCAGAUGCUCAUCCGAAUAACAAUACUCUUGAUUUCAUGGACGGCGUGAAUGUGUUAACUUCCGAUCCGGACCAAAUGAAUGCUUUUGAUCUCAAUGCCGAAUUCUCAACGAGAUUAGGGGUCUAA
Messenger RNA from Trichoderma breve, 3102 nucleotides. RefSeq names its product homeobox KN domain-containing protein. The coding region runs from base 1 to 3102 and encodes 1033 amino acids. NCBI's taxonomy places the organism in Eukaryota, Fungi, Ascomycota, Sordariomycetes, Hypocreales, Hypocreaceae. Gene Ontology annotation, biological process: regulation of DNA-templated transcription. Gene Ontology annotation, molecular function: DNA-binding transcription factor activity, RNA polymerase II-specific; DNA binding. The record is from RefSeq and is a predicted model, not a curated record. The transcript has 4 exons.